AUGUAUUUUGGUGGCCUGCACUCUAAUAUUAACCGCGAAGCUCUCUCUGGGCUUCUUGUCUUUUAUGAAUGUGGGGAGCUAUUGACCUCUGGUUACUUUUCUACUUGGACAACUAAGAAAGAUCCAGAGGAGGAGGAGGAGGAGGCGGUCGAUAUUGGCAAGAGUACUGGGAGGAUUUGUAUAAAUUCUUUGCUUUCGCUUACUCUCCUAACCAAAUGCGCUACUUUGCUCGAUUGGGAUAAUUUUCCCCUUCUUCUUCAUAUCAAAAAAAAAGCGGAUGCUUGGCAUUGUCAACUUCUCUCCCUUGGAGUUUCAAUUCCUCCACCUCCACUUUGCAGUGUUGCGUCUUUCGCCACUGCAGAGAGCACAGCAGUUUUGGAGAAAGUGGGACAAAAAUUGGGAGGUGGAGGCACUCUCUACGAUGACGCCUGGGAUCUUCGAAUGGCGCGUUUCGGUUUGCAAACAGCUUCUUCCUUAACGAAAAGCAACACAAAGUCGGAGGCAAAGAAGGAGAAGAAUCCACCAGGUGGUGGUCAACAAGGUGGCCGUGGUCCGCCAGAUGGUGCAGCCACUUGUGAAAGCACUUGUUCACUCACCUCCGCUUCCUCGACAAUUUCAACCUCUUCCAAGGUUAUGGACGAUGAAUCCACUACUUCUAAUGGCUGCGAUUCUGAAGCUAGUAAAGGGAUGUCUACCACAGUGACUACGUCUGUCAAUAAUACCAUCUCUACAUUCACUUCAUCGGCUGCAAAUUCGGUCAAUAAAGUGACCGUCGAAAUGAAAUCAACACCAAGUUGUAAUGGUGAUGUGGUACCACCCCCGAUUUCUGAAAAUGAUACGGUAGAUGGAAUAUCAACUCCCACGCCAUGUAACAAUUCCAAUUGGUUCCCACCUCCGCCACCUACACCUCUGCAUCUUGCCCUUCAAACCGAUGGUGAUUCAACAGACAGUCAACCGGGCCGAUAUCACGAGCAUCGUCGGUCUUUUGAAAUGGAUGAUGAAACGGAACAUCAGGGAUUGACAAAGAUGGAUUCCAGUGGGGAUGCCAUCACAAUCCCACCUCUUUCGCCUCUUCCCCCACCACAGGAAGGAGGUAGGGCGUCUGUCGCCAGUUUCCUCCUUAAUCUACCUCCCCCUCCACCGGUCACUGAUCUGGCCAAUGAGGACAUUCCGUCCCCUCCUGCUAUCCCCCCACGGGACCCCAAAACUUCCGUCACCACUCCCAACUCGGAAACUCUUUGUUAA
Messenger RNA from Rodentolepis nana, 1245 nucleotides. Lineage: Eukaryota; Metazoa; Platyhelminthes; Cestoda; Cyclophyllidea; Hymenolepididae. The record is from the annotation of a GenBank genome assembly.